GUGACAUACAAACCAAGUAUAUAUAUAUAUAUAUAAAUAAAAAUAGUGUAUUGUGAAAUAUGAGGUUCUUGUCAAUUGCACGCAAAACCAGUACUCUGCAUACCUUUGUACCUGCCAGACGUGGAUUCUCGGUAUCCUCUAUUGUUACCCGGGAGUUCCAUCCAACACCUACAGAUGAACAAGGUCCCUUGGUAGGUAUUCGUGUACUUGACUUGACUCGUGUUCUUGCUGGUCCAUAUUGUACAAUGAUGCUAGGUGACUUGGGAGCAGAGAUUAUAAAAAUCGAGCAUCCAAAGGGAGAUGAUACCCGUGCCUGGGGCCCACCUUAUGCCCAAAGUGUGCACGAUCUUGGGGACGGUGUCGAGGGCGAGUCGGCUUACUUUUUGUGUGCGAACCGCAACAAGAAGUCGGUCACGGUCAAUAUGAAGUCCGAGGAUGGACAGAGGAUGCUCCAUGAUCUUGUCAAGAAGUGCGAUGUGUUGGUCGAGAAUUACUUGCCUGGCAAGCUGGCCGAGAUGGGCAUGGGGUACGAACAAUUAAAAGAAAUCAACCCCAAGUUGAUCUAUGCGUCCAUCACAGGAUAUGGUCAAACAGGUCCUUAUGCCAAGAGACCUGGAUAUGAUGUGAUUAUAGAGGCAGAAGCAGGAUUGAUGCACAUUACUGGUGAACAAGAUGGCGAACCCGUCAAGGUUGGUGUUGCAAUUACAGGUCUCUAUACCCAUAGUGCUAUUUUGGCAGCUCUUAUAAAACGUGGUGUUAGUGGAAAGGGCCAGUGGAUCGAUUGUUCGUUGAUCGAGUCUCAGGUUGCUUCGUUGGUCAACAUUGCGUCCAACUAUCUUAUUGGUGGACGAGAGGCCAAGCGGAUGGGUACCUCGCACCCUUCGAUUGUGCCUUACCAGGUCUUGCCGACCAAGGACUCGUUUGUGAUGAUCGGGGCCGGAAACGACGGUCAGUUUGGUAAGCUCUGCCGUCGUAUGGGACUCGACAGUCUUGCAGAGGAUGCGAACUACAGAUCAAACUCGGAUCGUGUCAAGAACCGAUCAAAGUUGAUCGGAUUGCUUACCCAGCGUCUGACCGAAGAACCGACCGAGUUCUGGCUGGAUAAGCUGACCGGAGCAGGAUUUCCGUUUGCACCGAUCAAUAAUAUCCAGCAGACCUUUGACCAUCCACAAUUGGUUGCCCGUGGGCUUGUACAAGAAGUUGAACAUGAACGAGUAGGAAAGAUAAAGCUUGUUGGUCCUCCUGUAAAGUAUAGCGGAUUCAAGACUGAUAUCAGACUUCCUCCUCCUGUAUUGGGUGCACACACUCAGGAAGUACUCGAACAAGUACUUGGAUAUUCAACUGAAGAAAUCCAACGCCUUCGCAGGACAAAGGCAGUCGGUUCAUAAAAGAGAUAAAUAAAGGACUAGACAUAUUAUUAUUACUGGUACUUUUUUUUUGGGUUUAUAGAUCUAGUAAUUAAUUAAUUAAUUUUUUAACACUUUUACAAUCUUUAUCUAUGCUGUACAAACCAACAUCUUUAUUAUUACUUAUACUUCUUUACUGCUUUUACCAAAUAAACCAAUAAAGGUGAUUACGAUAUUAUUAUCAUC
This is a messenger RNA of Phycomyces blakesleeanus NRRL 1555(-), 1592 nucleotides long. RefSeq lists its product as hypothetical. The record is from RefSeq and is a predicted model, not a curated record. The transcript is spliced from 6 exons. Gene Ontology annotation, molecular function: catalytic activity. The coding region runs from base 60 to 1388 and encodes 442 amino acids. Lineage: Eukaryota; Fungi; Mucoromycota; Mucoromycetes; Mucorales; Phycomycetaceae.